This is a messenger RNA of Haplochromis burtoni (Burton's mouthbrooder), 1169 nucleotides long. Its product is annotated as sterile alpha motif domain-containing protein 3. NCBI's taxonomy places the organism in Eukaryota, Metazoa, Chordata, Actinopteri, Cichliformes, Cichlidae. The record is from RefSeq and is a predicted model, not a curated record.
UUAACUUGUAUUAUUAAUACAUUUUAAAAGAAACAGGAUUGUUCUUAAGUUUAGACCAUCUCUGUGCUACCCCUUUGCAUGUGUCUCACUGUACACGAUUAAUUUUUUCUGGUUUUCUUUUUCUCUCAGGUUGCUGGUUGUGGAAUUUGGAGCUGCGGAGAUUUGAGCUGUGCUCCAAAAGUGCAUGUUGAAGAGCUGGCCGACCCAUACCCUCUAUGCGACUAUGAAGUGGGACACUUGCGGAUGGUCACCUUAAAAAGACAUAUUCACAUUGGUAAUUGUUUUAUUUGCUUUCACUCAUUGUUAGGUAAACAAACAUUUGUGGCAACAAGUGCAAUACAAAUAAAAAUGUCAUGUUCUUUAGACUGUAUUGAGUAGUGUUUCAUGAUCCAGGAAUUAUCUAUGUAUGUAUUUAGAAAUAUUGUCUGCUGGACAGUAUUUCUUAAAAAAAAAAUCCCAAUGGAUAAUCUAUGCACUGGUCUUGUUUUUCAGCUUGAAGAAUGGCUGCUACUUUGAGGGUGAUACUUGGAGUGGACAAUUCAUCCAAGUUGAUGCUUCCUUCUGGAAUCCCUGGUUCAGUGGACAUUUUAAAAGAGGAAAUACAAAGACAGUUUGGAUUGACUGAAGAUUUCAGGCUUCAAUAUAGAGAUGUUGAGUUUGACAAUGAAUACAUGAAUCUAACCACAACUGGGGACAUUGAAGACAAGAGUACAAUCAAAGUAAUUUACACUAAUUUAAACUCUGCGCCGUCCACUGUGCCCACCACAGCACCCACAGCUGCCUCCAGAGAGACAUUACCACAGUUUGAUGCACCAUCCUUGCCGGACACUGACAUCCUUUCCUCCUCAGACUCCAGUGCUUCCUGUUCAUCUCUUCGCUUGCGGAAAUGGCCCUUAAACUUUCCAAUACCAAAGUUUAGUUUUGAUGUGGAGUUUCAGUUACACAGAGCCCAGCAAGAAUAUGAAAACAAUGGGAUUCUCUUAGACCCGAGCCCAAAACUCAAAUCUGACAUAUUAGAUAUGUUGGCCUCAGAAAUUGCAAAAUACAAAGUUUAUCCAUCAAGUGGAGAUAUUGAUGAUGUCGCUAAAGCGUUAAUUCAAAAAUAUCCCUUUCUCAAAGAGACCGGAUCUGUGACGGGAUGUGAAGGCUGGAAAGUAAGCCUAAAAUAC